Messenger RNA from Vanrija pseudolonga, 752 nucleotides. It is a transcript of the gene ligD, whose product is annotated as Multifunctional non-ous end joining protein LigD. The transcript is spliced from 6 exons. The coding region runs from base 75 to 752 and encodes 225 amino acids. Lineage: Eukaryota; Fungi; Basidiomycota; Tremellomycetes; Trichosporonales; Trichosporonaceae. The record is from RefSeq and is a predicted model, not a curated record.
CGCUCGACUCCCCCUUCACCCUUCUACCUCGUCCCAAAGAAACCCGUAUUGCCGUGUUGGAGUCAGUCUGACCCAUGUGGGCCCUUCACAAGCUCAAAGCUGGGCAAGAUUUGCAGCCCUACGACUCCGCUUCCUCCUCCCAGUUUACAGCUACCGAGAUCGAGCAGUUUCCAGUGCUAUCAACGCGCAACUUUUGGUGCAUACAGAGGCAUCAAGCCACAGCCCACCACUAUGAUCUACGUAUGCACCUCAAUGGAGGGCUCCUGAGUUGGGCUAUCCCGAAAGGGCUGCUGGGUAUGUCAAAAGACGCGGAGCCCGCCAGACUCGCAAUCCAAACUGAGAUUCAUCCGGUCCGGUAUGCCGUUCACGAGGUGCUCUGGGAUGUAGGACAAUACUUUGUCGACGACAUUCACACGUACGACGCAGACAGUCCCGAGAGUCCUUGGCAAGAUGGAGCGGAUUCGCAAGAACUCGGGUUGUUCGAGGAGCGAAAGCUCGAGAGCGCCAUGAAACGGAUAGGAGACGGCGACGCGAGAAGCUUUCAUUUUUUCCUUCGAGGCGGUAGGAAGGCGACUUUUAUUCUCGUUCGGACGUCGGACGGUGGAUCUCGUCCUAAGCCGAACAAGCCGAGCUGGCUGGUUCGUCUUCCCAAAGAAGUGCAGGGAUAUCCUUGGGAUUCUGAAGGGGAAGACGGUGAUGGGUACGGGCGAAGCGUCAAAAUGGUGGUGGAGGGCGGUCUUCGCGCCAGUUAG